Molecule: messenger RNA, 1782 nt
Organism: Venustampulla echinocandica
Lineage: Eukaryota; Fungi; Ascomycota; Leotiomycetes; Helotiales; Pleuroascaceae
Exons: 4
Coding region: 1-1782 (593 amino acids)
Biological process (GO): lipid metabolic process
Source: RefSeq, a predicted model, not a curated record
AUGGCGAUCUUCGGGAACUUGAAGCCCAAGUCCAAGAAGAGUAAACAGGCGUUUCCGGAACCUCGGCCUCAAAACGUUCCAAUCCGCCAGUCCCAGCAUCUUUUACCAGAUUCACAUCGCGAUAUACGUCCGCCAAAUGGGUCUUAUAACGACCAAAGACCAAAUACAUCUCAUGUCUUCGGCAACUCCCCACCACAGCAUUGGACACCCCAGAAUUAUCAGCCUGUCCAUAUAACGCAGAACUUCAUCAUUGCUCCUCCCCUUCCCGAAAGGCCUCAUAAGCCAAGCAAUAAUAUCAGCAAGCUAAACUUAAACUCUGUAUCAAACUUAUUAGCUGGGAAUGUUCCCGAGUACAUCCCGGGCGCACAAAUAUUCAACAAUGGAGUACCGGCAGGCACGCAAUACCUGAAUCAGGCAGCGGCGUUAUGUGAAUUAAUAUCGUCGAAGUUCGAUACGGUUAUCACACGCAUCGAUGGCGGUAAUUUUAGUGGAGAUGAGAGGGAGUUGGCCGUUGGGCCUCCUCUCCCGAUGAGGCCGCAGGAGCUGCCGCAGGAGCUGCCGCAGGAUACGAAUCGGUCGGCCGUCAAGAGCGGGAAGUCCAAGGGAAUGGUGAAUAAUUCUGUAUCAUCAGCAAUAGCAGGCACGAAUUACUUUGCUAAAGUCAGUCUCUACGCCAAUUCAAGACUCCCACCCAAUUUACCACCAUUGAAAGUAUAUAUACCCACAUUCCCUUUGCUGUGUCUUGCAGCACAAUAUUCCGAAAGCGUAUACGAUAGACCCAAAGCAAGAGAGAAGGAAACACGUAUUGAAGCGGAUUGGAGGUUGGGGACAAAAGCCAUGGUCAUCAAAUCUCUCCCGAUGGACGAUAUGAACACAAUUGUCUUUGCUGUCAUGGGUACACAGACGUUUAUGGACUGGGCGGUAAAUCUAAACUCAGCUCCAGCUAGCCCCGAAGGCUUUUUGGACGACUCAGGAAACCUCUGUCAUGCAGGUUUCCUUACCGUGGCAAAGAAGAUGGUCAAACCAGUCGCAGCGCGUCUUCGCCAUCUUCUCCAAGAGAAUCCUAGCCGAUCAAGUUACUCGCUCCUCAUUACCGGCCACUCGGCCGGCGGCGCAGUGGCUGCACUACUCUACUCUCAUAUGCUCUCAACAAGCCGCGAGACAAAAUCUGAACUCAAUACCCUCACGGGAUGUUUUAAACGGAUUCACUGUGUGACGUUUGGCGCCCCGCCCAUCUCACUCCUCCCUCUCACCAAACCAUCUAACCCCCAACUUCGAAAAUCGAUCUUCAUGUCCUUUGUGAAUGAAGGUGACCCGGUUACACGAGCAGACAAAACUUAUAUACGAUCGCUGCUUGAUCUGUACUCCUCUCCCGCUCCCAGCCAAUCAUCCAUACCGUCCGCUGGGCUACAUCAGCUUAAUCCUCCCGCAUCUAAGUCAUGGAAAUCCACAAGUUCUCUCGCUAUCAAUAAAAUCAAAUCCUCAACAAAGAUUUCACAGCCUCCUGUAGUAGCAGCAUCUGCACCUUUCUGGCCAGUGCCUCAAGCUACAUUAAGCAAUGCAGGCAGAGUAGUAUUGCUACGGAGUGUAGAGAGAUAUGCAAGUUGCCCAAAUAAGAAAAGGACCAUCCAGGAUCGGAUGAAUGACGGCGUAGUUGCGCAAAUAGUGACAGAUGAGUUAUUAAGAAACGUGAUUUGGGGCGAUCCCAUGUGCCACAUGAUGAGUUUAUACUCGAGGAGAAUUGAGGUGCUAGCUACGAAUGCGGUCAUGGGACGAUCUUGA